AUGUUGAUUCCGGAAUUUUAUGAUCAAUGGGCUGACAGAAUGGAAGAUUAUCUGAAUGGGAUUGAUGAGAAGCUCUGGAAUUGUAUCAAUGGACCAGUUCUACCUCCUGCGAAUGUUCAAACAUUAGGAGCCUCUGGAACUUCAGAUCAAGUCAGUAAUCAAGCUGAUCAUAUGAAAAAGAAUGAGAAGAGAUGUAUGCGAGCGCAGAGAGGUGCAUUGCCACCUGUGGUUUACAACUACAUUCGUGGUUGUAAAAUAGCAAAAGACAUUUGGAUCAUGUUGAAAGAAAAAUAUCAGGGAAGUGAAAAGACAAAGAUCAACUCUAUUAAACAAUGUCUUAUUGAGCUUAAGGAGUUCAGACAGAAGAAUGCUGAGACGAUUGAAAAUUACUAUGAUUGUCUGAAUGAACUCGUUUAUCGAUGCACAAGGUAUGGAAUCACAAGGUCUCCUAUGGAAUUCAAUCUUAUAUUCAUCAUGGGGCUUCACAAAGAAUGGCGAAGUGUGAGCAUGAUGAUAAAGAAUCAACAAAGCUUUUACACUUCGAGUUUGAAUGAUCUAUACAAUCAGCUAAAGACAUACGAAAACAAAGUGGGUGAAAUGUUAGAAGAGUCGAAACAAAGUUUGGGUGGACCACUGGCAUUGGUGUUGAAAAUGAAUGAAGUUGAGUCUAUUGAAAAUGAAGGAUCGAAUGACGAGGGGAGAUGGGAAGAGUGGUUUAAGAAAGUUGGAGUAAAGGCUGCAGGUGAGGAAAAGAAGAAGUAUGAUAAGUAUGAGAAGGUUGAUGAAAAUAUGAAGGAAUUGAAGGCAGAGAAAAAGCUGAAAGGUGACUCAGGAGUUAAUUGUCAUUACUGUAAUGGAGCUAAUCACUUCGCAGCUGACUACAUGUUAAGGAAGAAGGAUGAAAAGAAAUCCAAAGUUAAAUAUGAAGCUUAUUAUGCUGAAAAACUUGAGGAAGUUCGUACAAAAGCAAAAGGGUUGUCUUUGGUUGCAAAGGGAGAGAUGGACAAUGAUGAAAGUGGAACCUACCAAAUCUGGUCUUCAGGUUCAGAUGAUGAAGAAAUGAGGCAUCCUACACAUGGUGCGAUGUUUGCUAGUUUUGAGAAGAAUGGCAAUGCAGAAGAAGAAAUCUCUAGAAAUUGCUUCGUGUCCAAAUCCACGGGUAAUUAUCCUAUGACCACCAAGUCUGCUAGUACUGAGGCUCAAAAUCUAAAAACACAACUAGCUGAGACACGAAGACAGGAUAGAUUAGAUAAGGAUGUUAGAUUGUUGUUAGCUCAACGUAACAUUUACUUUGAUGUUAUAUCGUAUGAUUGUGAAGAUACUAUUGCUCAGUUUGACAAAAUACCAGAUGAUAGAUUUGCAUAUGGUAUUGUCAAAAUUGAUGAAUUUCAGUAUGUUGAUGAAUUGGUUGAUAUUGUAAAUGAUAGUUUAACGAAGACUGAACAAAUUAAGAUUUUAAAGAAAACUGAAACUUCGACUCUUGAUUCUCAAAACAAUUAUGCUGAUGUCGAUGAUAAUUCAGAUAAUAUCAAAGGUAAAGAAAUUUUAGUUGAUUCGAUAGUGAAGGUUGACACCGACAAACCCUCAACUUCGCAACUUUUUGACUUUGAUGAUGUGGAAGUUCGAAGUAGUCAAACAGAUGACACUGAUGGUGAUGAAGAAAAAGUGAAACCUUCAUGUGAAUGUAAGAAAGAGAAGAAUGUUUCGACUGAAACAUCACCUACACGUGUUGUUGUUGAACAAGUAUAUAGUGACUCGAAGGAAUUCAACCAAAUUCAUAAUUACAAAGGUGCACACUACUUGGAAACCAACACGGUUGUCUAUCCAAAUUUUACAUGCACUGAUAAAACAGUUUUUCCAAACCAAGUUUUCGUAACUGCUAGAAAUGUUGAGCAAAUCAAGCCUGAAUUUAACAAAAUGGUUGAAAAUGAUAACAAACGAUCAACAACCAAAGGUUUCUUUGAAAAUCAAAACAUGGAAAAAGAAGAGAAAGUGUUUCAAAAAGAUGGUAAAACAAAAUCUGAAGUGAAAUUGAAUUCUCACAAAUUUAAAGUGAUGGUUGGAAAAUUUUCAUGUGAAAACAAUGUUUCAAAAAGAAAAGCACGAAAGGUGGUGUUUAAUGAAGAAAGUAACAUCAUACCAAAAGUGAACGCAAAUGAAGUGCUUCUCAAGUCAAAAAGAUAUGGAGAUAUGUUCACACUCGACAUCAAUCCGAUUGUGGGCAAACCAGCAAUGUGUCUCUUGUCGAAGGCUUCUAAUGAUAUUAGUUGGCUAUGGCAUCGCAGAUUGUCUCAUUUGAAUUUUUGCAAUAUCAAUAAACUUGUCACUCAAGAUUUGGUACGAGCUUGCGAACAAGGAAAACAACACAGAAAACGACAUCCAAUCAUUAUAGAUUCGAAUAUUGUAGAACCGUUAAAAUCUGAGGUUUCUCAAACGAUGAUUGACUUUAUCAAGAAGAUUGAGAUGAGUAUUAAAAAGAGUGUUCGCAAGAUCAAAAGCGAUAAUGGUUCUGAGUUUAAAAAUCAAAAGUGUUUUAUAAUGAUCUUAAAAGAUAAUCUUUCCAAGUUUGAUGCGAAGGCAGAUGAAGGCAUAUUCUUAGGAUAUUCGCAUAAUUCUGUUGCAUACAGAAUAGAUCGCAAAUUUGAACAUAAACCCAUCAUUGCUGAUUCAAAUAAUCCAGUUGAAAAUGAAAAUACUAUUGAUUUUGAUUAUGAAUUAAUUUUUGGUAUUCUUGAUAGGGCGAUCGAUGCUGAAAUUCAUGCUGCUGAUAAUCAAUCACCAGAAUCCUCAAAAAAUAUUGAUGACUCUCCUCAUACAUCUAAUUCAAAUAGUAGCGAAAGCAUGCCUGAAGUUCUUGAGGGGGAGCUUGAAGGUGCAGUUGAGGGGGAGUAUGAAGUUGAUGAUAAUAUUUCCAUUGCUGAAACUGAAAACGAAGAAGUGUAUGAGGAUACACCAUUAGACUUUGAUCCGGCAUAUCCACCAAUGGAAAAAUGGACAAAAAGUCAUCCCAAAGAAUAUAUUAUAGGAAAUCCUCAAGAAGGUGUGUUGACUCGAGCUCAGAUUCGUGCCAAAAAUGAGGUACUUUGA
Molecule: messenger RNA, 3087 nt
Organism: Lactuca sativa (garden lettuce)
Lineage: Eukaryota; Viridiplantae; Streptophyta; Magnoliopsida; Asterales; Asteraceae
Source: RefSeq, a predicted model, not a curated record